Messenger RNA from Penicillium samsonianum, 336 nucleotides. RefSeq lists its product as uncharacterized. The record is from RefSeq and is a predicted model, not a curated record. The coding region runs from base 1 to 336 and encodes 111 amino acids. The transcript has a single exon. NCBI's taxonomy places the organism in Eukaryota, Fungi, Ascomycota, Eurotiomycetes, Eurotiales, Aspergillaceae.
AUGACUUGCUCCAGCCGCAGCCAAUUAGACGCAAGCGCCGGCCGAUAUAAUCAGCCGCGCCGACAUAAGCGCUUGGUCAGCGGAGUAAGCGGAGCCACUCCGCUCAGCUUGAAGCUCCGCGAGCACGGCGGAACUUUCAUUUCCAUCCUCUUCAAUCGCUUCUGUGCUCAGUACGUGCUCACUUUCCGGACUUUGUUCUCAUGCGGGCCUGGUUACGCGGCUGAUAAACCGGUGCCGCCUUUCCAGUUCACACCACUACCGCAAACUCCGACGCGCACGCUUCACGAGCUGAACAAUCCCAAUCAAUCGCAAAUACUGAAGGCGACACGUCCGUAA